AUGAUGGAAUUGAGUCGUCCAAUAAGUCGUGUGGAUGUUUGCGAUUUUAACGAUAUUCGUCAUCAUGUUUUAUCAUCGUCCUCAAACAAUCUUUAUCGAAUAAAUAAUGAUUCAACUAUUAAUAAUGUAUUUCUAUAUACUAAACAGACACCCAUGACAUAUAAAGAUUUACGGAUGUUUAUGACUAAUAAACUUCCAUCCAAUAUCAUGAUAUUACCAUCUUAUUCUGUUAACAAACGUAGAUCACGCUCACGAACAAGCAAUAAUUCAUCAGUAUUGAAAGACCAUGAUGAUUUAACAAGGCUAGAUGUAAAAACCUUUUAUGAACGUAAAAAAACAAAUGAAGUUUAUCAUAAAAUACUAUCACGUCGUUCGAAUUCGACUUUAGUACAUUCAGAUAGUCGAUGUUCAAUUACAUCAUCAAAUACACCCAAUGAUGAUAUGAUUAUUCAUCAAUUUUAUGAUUUUGAUUCGAAUCCAAACAAGAGAACAGUGUACAAUGACUAUUCAUCAAUAAUAAAGAAUGGUAAAUCAUCAUCAAAAUUAAAAAAUCGACAAAUACAAUCACCAUUGAUUUCAUCUGAACUUUUCUUACCGCAUAUUAAUGAUGACGAAAAUACAUCUUUGAGAAUACAACACUCACAAAAACUUUACAACAGAAAUAUGACUCCAAUAACACCAACUUCUAAUAAUAUGUCCGUACUAAGAUUUGAAGCAUCGCAAAAACAUCAGAGAGGGCAAAUCACUAAGGAAAAACAAGUAUCUAGUAGUGCAUUCGAACUAGCACAUCCAAAUACGCCUGUAGGAAGUAAUGAGAAUAGUAGAAUAAAGAUGAUAUGUGAAUCGACACAGAUUACAUCAUCACUAUUACCAGAUGGAAGAAAAAUCAAACUUCUCGAUGUUUAUAUGCCGAAAAUGAGUUUUUAA
Didymodactylos carnosus is the source of this 927-nucleotide messenger RNA. NCBI's taxonomy places the organism in Eukaryota, Metazoa, Rotifera, Eurotatoria, Philodinida, Philodinidae. The record is from the annotation of a GenBank genome assembly.